Molecule: messenger RNA, 216 nt
Organism: Prunus armeniaca (apricot)
Lineage: Eukaryota; Viridiplantae; Streptophyta; Magnoliopsida; Rosales; Rosaceae
Source: the annotation of a GenBank genome assembly
AUGGAAACGUGGAAAAUCAUAGGCUUAGUUUGGCUUGUUGCUCUUGUGCUUGCCGUUUGCUCUGUGGACUUUGUCAUGACUUGGCGCUCAGCGGCGGUGGAGGUGAUAGUGGCAGAGGAGGAGUUGAAGGAGGUGGUAUUGGCGGCGGAGGAGGAGCAUGACAAUGCACGCCGAAAGCAUGUCUCAGAUCUUAUGCAACAAUGUAUAACAACUUAG